Messenger RNA from Cucumis sativus (cucumber), 1979 nucleotides. Its product is annotated as protein P21. Gene Ontology annotation, cellular component: extracellular region. The record is from RefSeq and is a predicted model, not a curated record. Gene Ontology annotation, biological process: defense response. Lineage: Eukaryota; Viridiplantae; Streptophyta; Magnoliopsida; Cucurbitales; Cucurbitaceae. The transcript has 2 exons. The coding region runs from base 361 to 1236 and encodes 291 amino acids.
UUUUUUAAUUUUUUUUUUAAGCUCUCUAAACUUUUCAAUAUACAUUUUAAUUUUUUUUUUAAAGUUUGGGAGUAUUUUUGGCAUAAACUAGAAAGAUGAUGAGCUUUUUUUGUUAUAAAAAUGUGUAAAACAAAAGAUAGCAUAAGAUAGAAGUGAAUUAGAAAUUAAAAAAAAAAAGUAGGAUUUUCAUUGUAUAAUAGGUAAUGAUUAGAUAGUUACAUUCAUCCAAUGAAUUAUUUUUAUUUUUUCGUUGUAAAAGAUACUAUUUUUCUUUUUUAAUUAAAGUUGUUUAAAAACACAAAUCCAAUUAUUAGUAAUUAUUGGGUCAAUUCAGAUAAAGAUAUCCACCAAAUUCCAGCCAUGUUCUUGUUUUGCUCCAAACAUCACAUUAUCAUUUCCAUUUCCAUUUCCAUUUCCAUUUCUAUUUCUGUUAUGAUAAGAAAUAACUUAAUUGAAGCUCAAGUAAUGGAAAUGGAUCCUAAUUUCGACCAAUCCCUUCUCCCCUUCGGCUCAGUGGCGAAUACCGGUGUUGGUUUCAUCAAAAGCUGUGGUUCAAUUCCACAAGACAGUUUCUUAACUUUCACUGUGCUCAAUAACUGCCCCUACACAGUAUGGGCUGCAGCUAACCCCGGCGGUGGACGACGUCUUGACACAAACCACACUUGGCUCUUAAAAUUACCCUCCCGCACAACAGGAAGAAUCUGGGGCAGAAACAAUUGCAAGUUUGACAAUUCAGGGCAUGGAAUUUGCGAAACUGGCGAUUGCGGCGGCAAACUUGAAUGCCAAACCUACGGCUCACCACCCAAUACUUUGGCUGAAUUUUCGUUAAACCAAAUCAACAACUUGGAUCUCUUUGACAUAUCUCUAGUGGACGGGUUCAAUAUAGCAAUGGAAUUCAAACCCAUGUCUAAGGGAUGCAGCAAGGUCGUAGGUUGCACCGCUGACAUCAAUGGGCAGUGCCCGCAGGCCUUGAAGGCUGCCGGUGGAUGCAACAACCCCUGCCAAGUCUUCAAAACGGAUAAGUAUUGUUGCUUUGCUGAUAGGGACAAUUGCGGGCCUACAGAUUAUUCCAAGUUUUUCAAAGAUAGGUGUCCUCAUGCUUAUAGUUACCCAACGGAUGACGCAACCAGCACAUAUACCUGUCCCUCCACUGCUGCCACUGGCUACCAGGCAACCAAGUUUUGCAAGCGAUUUGGGAUUUCCAUUUCCUACUAUAGGUUUCAUCUAAGGCUGUAACUAAAGAGAUGAAAGCAGAUUAUCUACAAAGCAAAACUCAAUGAAGCCUCUCUCUUCCCAUAUGUAUAUCUAUCAAUUAGGCUCAAAUCAUAGGCCAUGAACAAGCUCAUCUUCAAUCUAAAGUCUAUAGAGUAUAUCUAAAGGUUAUGAGAACAAAAUAUGCAUAAUUCAACUAUAAUAUAGUGUUUAUACACCUCGAGGUUAUAGGAUUGAUUUUCCAACCACACAUAUGUUUUAUAACAAAAUAGAAAUAAGAAAUUUAUGGAAAACCCAUACAAUUUAUGGUCGUCAACAAUUUGCUUUGUUUAUAUUUCUAAAUGAUUAUUUUGUUAAAGAUUAGCAUAUAAAGUCAUCGUUGUCAGAAUAAUGGUAUGAAAAUAUUUGGGUAGGGUUAGAAUGGCCUGUUGUGUUAUUUUCUUUUUAGUUCUCAGAUACUUUUUAUAUAGACUUUAGCUUAUAGAUUAUUAUAAAGUGAAAAUUUGUUUAUUGUUAACUCUAUUUUCUAUAGUCAGUUCCAGCUGUAAAGGCUUUGGCCUGGGAUACAAAAUAGGAAUCUCUUAUAAACUAUAACGAAUCCCACACCGUUAAGGAUCAACAUUAUGAUAUCCUAUAUAUACAACUUAACGCAAUCUAUAAACCGUCCCUUCGGGGACAUCCGAUAAAAUUGGAACGAUACAGAGAAGAUUAGCAUGGCCCCUGCGCAAGGAUGACACGCACAAAUCGAGAAAUGGUCCAAAUUUUUU